UUAAACCUACAAAGUUGCUGAUGAAAGAGGAGCACGUCAAGAUCUGUUGUACGCAUAAUGUCCAUUAUCUUUUCACCGAGUCUACGAUGCCAGCUGCCCGUCCUCCUUAUCCUUCUCCAAGGAGCCUUCACUGUUGUCUUCAUAUUAUUUUUCCGCUUUGAAGACCCUUCCCAUCACUUCAGUUCUUCAAAUGUGACCACAACAGAAGGUGGACACAAACUGGACACAAUCUUCCCUUUCUUUAAGGAUGUCCAUGUCAUGUUGUUUGGCGGGCUUGGUCUUAUGCUGUCCUUUCUGAAACUCUAUGGCUUUGGUGGUAUCGCCUUCAACUUUUUGAUUGCCAACUUUGCCAUUCAGUGGUCCAUGGUUGUUCAAGGCUUCUUCUACCGUUUCAGGCAUGGGAUGAUAAUCCUAAGGCUAAGUAACCUCCUUGAGGCAGAGUUUGCUGCUGUCACUGCUCUUAUUUCAGCCGGUGCUGUAUUAGGAAGGACCAGUCCUGUUCAGUUGCUUCUCCUUUCAGCUAUGGAAAUCCCACUUUUUGUGGUCAAUGAUUGGUUGGUCAACUACUAUUUCCAUGUUAUUGAUGUAGGAGGCACAGUGGCCAUCCACAUCUUCUCAUGUUAUUUUGGUUUAGGAAUAUCUCAAAUACUGUACCAACCAUACCUUUGUAAAGGACAUGUAAAAGAAGCUACAACCUCGAAUUCUGAUCUAUUGUCCCUUCUGGGGACUAUCUUUUUGUGGAUUUUCUGGCCAAGCUUCAAUUCUGUACUGGCAAAGACUGGAGAAGCUCAACACAGGGCCAUUGUGAAUACAUUCCUGGCAUUGAGUUCAGGGACAAUCACUACAUUUGCAAUGUCUAGCCUGAUGGACAAACAGGGCCGGAUAAACCUGGUACAUCUCCAGAAUGCUACCUUAGCAGGAGGUGUUGCUGUUGGAAUUUCAGCAGACCUUAUAAGCCCGGGAGGUGCAUUUAGCAUUGGGUGUUUAGCCUCCAUGGCCUGCACCCUUGGCUUUCGAUACCUAAGCCCUUUUUUGGCCCAGAAGAUCAAGCUGCAAGACCAAUGUGGAAUCCAUAACCUGCAUGGCCUGCCAGGAAUCAUUGGGACAGUCGGCAGCAUUGUGGUCAUAUUACUUGGACCUGUUGAUACUUAUGGCUUAAGUCUACAUGAUACUUUCUACAGCAAUGGUUUGGAUGAACAACAACCUAUUUUGGGAGUUGUCAAAAAUGGGGAGACUUGGACGGCACAGAGUCAGGCUCUGCAGCAGGCUGCAGCCCUUGGAGUAACAUUUGGAGUGUCAUUAUUUGGAGGCUAUAUAACUGGAUUAUUGUUGAGAUUGCCUUGUUUUGUGCAUCCUUCUAAAGACAAUUUGUUUGAUGACCAGUUGUAUUUCCAAGUUCCUGAAGAAACAGGAAACAAACAGAUUUCACAUGAAGAACUUCAGAAGCACUUACUGGUCCAACUUAAGCAUAUGUGAUAUCCAGAUCACAUCUACUGACAUCCUGCUCAUCCCUGGAAUCAUUCAGGCCCCCUUUAUAGUUAAAUGGAUUGUCCAGUCUUACAAAAAUGCAGCUUUUUUGUAAAAACAUCAUCACUCCUGUCCACAUGUUGUAUCUGGUAUUGCAGUUUUUUUGCUUUUAAUACUGGACAACCCCUUUCAUAAAUAUUGACCACAACAUCUUAUAUUUUGCUUAUAUUAAAUUAUUAGGGACUCCUGGGUCUGAGCUUCCGCCUCAGAUCUGAUAGUAUUAUCUCAUAUCUAGCAUCAUAUAUUUCAGCUCUUGGAAUUUUGCAGGUAUGACAAAUAAGUGGAGAUGAUAUUGUUUUACUUAAGCUUUGGUCGCUUAUGUCUUUUGACUCUGAAUACAGAUGCGUAUCAUUUUGGUAUAAAGUAAGCAAAUGUACAUAACAGCAUCCUUGCAAUUUCUGCUGUUUCAUUUCCUUUUUAUUCUAUAACUUUUAGAAAAAUCUACCUAGAAAACUGAUCAAGCUGAUGCCGGCUGUAUACAUCAGCAGCAGUUAGCAUGCUUGUUGA
Messenger RNA from Hyla sarda, 2034 nucleotides. Its product is annotated as ammonium transporter Rh type A-like. NCBI's taxonomy places the organism in Eukaryota, Metazoa, Chordata, Amphibia, Anura, Hylidae. Gene Ontology annotation, molecular function: ammonium channel activity. Gene Ontology annotation, biological process: ammonium transmembrane transport; ammonium homeostasis. The transcript has a single exon. Gene Ontology annotation, cellular component: plasma membrane. The record is from RefSeq and is a predicted model, not a curated record. Bases 58 to 1476 code for a protein of 472 amino acids.